Messenger RNA from Lineus longissimus, 2188 nucleotides. Its product is annotated as general transcription factor 3C polypeptide 4-like. Gene Ontology annotation, cellular component: transcription factor TFIIIC complex. The record is from RefSeq and is a predicted model, not a curated record. Gene Ontology annotation, biological process: transcription initiation at RNA polymerase III promoter. The coding region runs from base 292 to 2001 and encodes 569 amino acids. The transcript is spliced from 19 exons. NCBI's taxonomy places the organism in Eukaryota, Metazoa, Nemertea, Pilidiophora, Heteronemertea, Lineidae. Gene Ontology annotation, molecular function: histone acetyltransferase activity.
AAACCAAUUUCGGGUUUUUCAUUUUCUCAAAAUACGUGCGGUUUAUCGAAUCUGUCUUGGUCCGAGGACAAUAGACUUGCUCUAGCAACUGAUGAAUGCAUUGUCAUUCUGGAUCCAUUGUGUUCUCCGAGCUAUUCCGAGAAGCAGAUAAAUCUUCGCUACUACCUGAUACCCGCCGACAAAGAAAAAAAUAUUGUUGAUGUUGGUGUAAACAAGGUCAACUUGAUACAGAAAUGUACAACAGAACAAGAAAUUGGAAUAUUUUCUGACCUCACGCUGAACAUUGGACAGAUGAACAGCCAAGUCGAUGUGCCCAGCUUUGGAUUCGUGAAAAUAUCCUGGUCUCCCCUUGGAGCUGAUGUUCAAAACCAAUGUAUUUUGGCAACGCUUAGUUUAGAUCACCGACUCCACCUUUGCCACAAUAGAGGAAAAGGCCGAGAGUUGCAAAAGGCGGUGGAUAUUUCAAAACUCUAUCACGAGUAUCACAAGGGGAAGAACUUCUCCGCGUUAAAGAGAGGCAUUCGCGGCGUUGAUAAACCUGGUGUAUAUGAGUUGAUGUUGUAUCAGCUGGCCGCCGUGGACAUGUGCUGGUCUCAUGUAUUCAGCACUACAGAUGGAGAUGAGAUCAGAAGAAUGCUCGUGCUCUUCAUGAUGACAAAAGGUGGUGAUGUUGUCUCGUGGAGGAUCCAGGUCCCAGUCGUUAUGGGUGAAGAGCCUCAACUAUUAGGAAUCAAGUCGACUAAUAUGAAGUUACCAUCCACCUGCCAUUGGUGUCAAACUGAAGAGGAAAAAGGGUUUCUGUGUGUCGGUUUUAAUGAUGGUCGAGUAAAAGCAAUGAUGUGUAUAUUUGAUGGUGUCUCGGGUGAUAUCAGCUUGAAGGAGGAGUUUGUACUGUGGGAGCACACCGAUAGGUUGGCCUGCACCGAUAUGCUUUGGAAAAAGCAGGAGAGCGCCCUCUUUGUAGUGAAAGAAAGCUUCUUAUUAAAAUUCGACCUUGACCUGACUGAUGGACUAAAGGUGACGUCAACCCCUACACCAGUCAUCCAGCAUGCCAUGCAAAUAGUCGGGAUGUGUCAUGCAGAGGGCACCACCACCAUCACUGCAUCGGAGGACCGGAUGGUUAAUAUGUAUCUCCACGAACACGGACAAUCCGGUGUCGUUCGUUUACCGCACGAGCCUAAGCCGCUUAGAUGUCACGGGGCCACAUUGUCGAGGAACGGCCAUUUGCUUGGUGUCCUACAAAGUCCAAAUUACACUUACAAUCGGUUGAAGGAAAAAACUGCUUUAAAGUUAAUUUUUACAAGUCUCCAUUCUCGUGACGAAAUAGCCGACAUUCUACUCCGAGGCAACAAGCAGAACUUAACGUCGUAUUCUGACCUAAUUGAGGAUCUUCGCCGACAGGUCUUCAGUGGUCAGACCCUCCCCAUGCGCCUACAGCUGUUGCUGACCGACAAAGAUCUCUGGCAGACGUUGAAUUCUUUCCAAAAGAAGUUAAUCCGGUUUCUAAUGAUUGUUUUGAUUUGUUCGACUCCGGCUGAUGAUAAGAAUAUGGCCAGGAUGGAGGAUCUGAAGUCUGAUUUAUCUGUGAUAGAAACGAUGCUUCUAUGCGACCACAUCAAAAAAUCACUGAAACAAUUCGAAAAAGAAGCCAAAUCAAAGAAAACUGAAAGAGACAAGGCUGUUGCUUUAACAAUGCAGAAUUGGCUGCAGAGGUAUGAGUCAGGUCCUGCACAUGGAAGUCCGACCAUUGAAGACUCUCUCACUGUCAACUGCCCAAUAUGUGAUGAAGAUUUGAAAGACAUAGCAUCGAUGGCCGCUGAAUGUCGGAGUGGUCACCAAUUUCCGCGGUGCUGUGUGACAUUGUUGCCUUGCGAGGACCUCCGCUACAGGAAGUGUUACUAUUGUGACAGCUAUGCACUGCCCAUCGUCAAAGAUUCCUCGUGGGCUGGUGAACUCCUUUCGAUGAGCAACUGCACACUCUGUGAUGGAAUUCUGCUUUGAGGACAAAAUAGCGACCAAGCUCACUGAAAUAAUUGUCACAUUCUGUAAGAGAUUACCAACUCCCACAACCUCAUCCAGGAAACUGAAGCCCAGGUUGCAUUUCUUUCCUCGUGUCAUGUAAGAUUAUUUUAUUCCGUAAGAAUAAAGAUAUUUUUUGUUACAAAAGACGUUUCUAGUUGAUUUGGUA